Paramuricea clavata is the source of this 9434-nucleotide messenger RNA. Lineage: Eukaryota; Metazoa; Cnidaria; Anthozoa; Malacalcyonacea; Plexauridae. The record is from the annotation of a GenBank genome assembly.
AUGAGUCGUGUGGGGGACAGAUAUUUAAGAAUAACGAAUGAUAACGCCAAUAACAAUCACAAGAUAGUCGACUGUGGUGGUGGAUUACAGAGUGACAAUUUUACAAGUUUGUAAAUUAGAGUUUUCUUUUAAAUUCAUCUUCAAGUGUUUCUUUUUGUUUCGUUUAUGAUUAGGUUUUGUCACCAUGCGCGUUUUAUCAUCAUCACGUUUUGUCAUCGAGAUUUUGAAUUGCCUUUUAUUAACACUUCGGUUCCAAAAUAAAUUCGUGUUGUCAAAAUUUUUUAAUGUUAAUUUUAUGUAAAUAUUGAUAAUAAUAUUAUAUACUGCUAACUUGUAUACAGCGGCGUAGCCAGCCCUAUACGAAUGAGGGGGUCUAAAGUACCUAAUACAUAAAAGUACUUUUCUAGAAGCCGGGGAUAUAGUCCACGGAAAUUUUUCAAUUUUAAGGUUAGCGAAACGCCCCCAAGCGCAUAUUUGGCAUGGCGUUUUGGUGAUCUAUAUGCCACAAAUUUGGUCUAUUUUAUGCCAUAGACGAAAUAUUUACGAGAUUAACAAAGCAUGUGCGUAAUAAACUAAUAAUAUAACACGUGAAAUUUAUACAUAAAGAAAGUUUAACCCCCCCCCCCAUAGUUUCUUCUCACUUUUGGAAGAAUUACAAUAUUGAUCAUUACAAAAAGUGUGUGGGGGGGGGCAGGUCCCAUCCCCCCCCUGGCUACGCGCUUGCUUGUAUACCUACGUAAUUCAGUCUCUAUGACUGCCAUGUGUAAUGUUUUUCUAUAUAAUCAACUGAUAAAUCUAUAUAUCUAUUAAUAUCUAUAUGUUUUAAAUUCAAUUGCAAAAGAAUAAGUUUUUUCACUGCGCAGUAUUGUUUAUUAACAACAAUUACGCAGGAUCCCCAAGACGACAAUGUAGGAGGACAAUAUUUUUUCAAGGGAAAGUGGGUUUGUUGAUUGGUCUUUUGUGAUUGUGUGUCAAAUCGCCGAUACACCCUUGAUGCAUAUUCGGCAAACACCGUUGAGUGUUUACAGAAAUUUUGAAACGAGCUCCUUCAUGCAUUCGUUGCAGUAUAUCAUUCAGAGUUGGACAGAUUGUUGACGACAGUCUUCAUGUUCAUUAUGUUACGCUCUCUGCGAAAAAUGUGAACGUUUGUUAAGGCUUUUAAAAGAACCUGAAUUGGGCGUAUAUGUUUGACUGGCACAGCCUUCCUGAAAUCAACGAGGUCGACGUAACGACCGGCAGUCUAUCAAAAGUUCGUCGACGAACCGCUGCAGAAGCAGUUAAACAACGCUACACUUUGGCAUCCAGAAAACCAUGCACAUACAGGAUCCAAUCGAUGUUUAAAAGUUUCAGGCUAUAUAUUGUCCCAAUCCAUAUUUUGUCCGAAUUUAAACCUUAAAAUAACGAGGAACUUAAUUAAAACUAUAGUUAAUAAAAAAGAUAAUCCAACAAUCUGAUUCUUUUACUUGAUUAUCAUAGGCUUGUUAAAAAUACGCGAAAGGUCUACGUUUCAAGAAACAAGAGCUCAGUUUGUCCUGGCCAGAAAUAACAAAGAAUAUCAUCUUUAUGCACCUUCAACUGGUGGACAACUUUUGGCAAUGGUAUAACUCAUUUGUAAUUUGUUCCUUCGGACCUUGGCAUAAAACCUGUACUAUACUUUUCGUUAUACUACAUGAUAUGAGUCACGUUUUACGGGAAGUUACUAUUUUGAUAGGCUUAGUGUUAGGAUUACGCUUUGCAUUGUGGAAAUGGCGAGGAUUAGGGUUAGGAUUAGAGUAAGGGUUAAGUUUAGGAUUAAGUUUAAUAUACAAAAGAAUACAGUCUUACCGUUUGGACGACGACGGACAAAACAAAUUCAUUCCAAUAAAUUAUUCCAAAGAAAGCAUAUCGUUAUAAUGCCAAUUGUAUAAUUUAAAUCCGCUUGAAGAGAUCAAAACAGAAGCUUUCUAUUGAAUAGAAUUCCACAUUGGUUCUGAACCAAUUUGCUGGGUAUUUACUCUUAUGCAAACGUUGCACAUAGGACGUAAAAAGCUCUGCUAUACCAGUUGUAAACAGACUGUGGAUGACAUAUAAAUCUCCCGUGGAAUUUUAAUUAUUCACCUAUUUUCUUAAAUAUUAUUAAUUUCAUUGUAUUACUAUCAAGGUAUAUGUAAUGUACAGUUAAUGAUGGCUGUCAUUAACUUGUUUUCGUCUCAUUGAACACAUUGAUCGAUUUUGUGUAUAAUUGGUUAUUCCUAUGAAUAACCAGGGACGUCGCUAUAGGGGGGGGCAAUAAUUCAAACGUUGGUCAAAGUUGGUCAAAAUGGAAGUGAUAUUUGCCCAAAGUUGGUCAAAAUGGAACUGAUAUUUGCUUAAAAUUGAAGGUACAAUUAGGAAAAAUUUUGUCAAAGUUUGGGAUAAAAGAACAUCGAAGUUGCUCAAAGUUAUGAAAUGAUUCGCAGUUUUGGUUAUGUUUGCGUUGAAAAAAUUGGAAGCCUUGAUUAUUUUGGUGGAAAAAUUUUGAAUAUGCUUAUGUUAGUACGGAAAAAUUUUCCGACUAUGCUUAUUUAAGUCCGGAAAAAUCCCCCCCCCCUCCCGCCCCCCCCCGCCGUCGACAACAUUUUCCGGUCAAAAUCUUGACCGGAAAAUGGUCAAAAUCCUAGGAAAUGUUGGUCAAAACAUGACGACACCCCCCAUGCAAUGUUGAUGGCUUCGCGACGUCCCUGUGAAUACAUUGGUCAAGAAAACUAUUCCUUUGACAACGACAUUCAAUUAGCCUUUCUCGCAAAGGCCAUGGUCAGCCAUGUUUUGGUACUGUCUGCCAUCGUGAAAGUUUCUAGACUAUAGAGUUUUUGAAGUUGUAGUUGUAAGACUAUAAGUUAUAACUAUAAGGGUGAAAAGUCGUAUUUCGUGGAGCGACGACUCUCAAACGUGAGAGAGGCAGUAUCCCAAAAAUGGUGGGAAAAUCGGCUGUAAGAAAGGCUAAUUUGAAAUGAAUAUUUACAAAAAUAUAAUACAGGGUCGGUUGUUCAAAACCUAGUUCAGCUAUAACACAAGGUUAAAAUUAACCUAAAAUUCAAAACAAGCUUGUUUAUCCAAAUAGCUUGUUUAUUAACUUGGAAAUAUUUCUUCAGAAAUCUAGUCUGGAUGAAUAGGCGUUUUAUCUUUUUGUGAAAUAAUAGAAAAAAGAUAUACAAUCCUUUUUCAGAAUACGUCCGAUAUUCAUUCUUAUAUUACACGUUCUUCAAAAUCAAAUAAUUUUUAUAUUAAAAUAGAUGGAUAGAUGGAUAGAUAGAUCAUUUAUUCAUAAUUUCUUUGCAACCACAAGAUUGAAUUACAACAUUUUUUACAUUAAAUUUAAAAAAUACUAUGCACUAAAAUUUAAAGCGUUUCAGCCUGAGGCCUUAAGGGCGUUAAAGGUUGUAAAACUAUUACGAAAUCGAUUUGUUUUAAAGGUGGGUCUAAAUGUACGCUGGUAUCUAAGGUUCCAGUUUGAUGGGUUGCGUGCGCGAAGCAGAUGGUGCAGUUUGUCCUCUUUGUUUUCGGUUAUUUUAUUGAACAAGCUGUCCACCAUGACUUGACGUCUUUCGGAUAGUCUAAUUAGACCAGACUCGUGUAGCACUUGAUUGUAUGGGCGGAAAGGAGAAAUUAUCCGCAUGGCACGCUUUUGAUCACUUUCGAGCUCCUGAGCAAGAUAGGCCGGAAUGCUGUCGUGAAAAACUGGACACGCGUACUCUGUAAUAGGAUGGAUGCAUGUAGCUACAAUAAAAUUGAACUAGCUCAGUAAUUCCCAGGCCCGACCGUUUGAGUUGAGAUAGGCUGUACAGACGUUUCAGAGCUUUCUUCAUAACCACAUCGAUGUGACCAUUCCACUUAAGGUUAUAAGAUACAUUAAGUCCGAGAAUCUUGGCGUCAGUUACAAUAUCAAUAGGAUUGUCAUUAAUAACAAUGGGAUCGAAAAUUUGUUUGUUCUUAGUGCUGAAACAAAUACGCAGUUCUUUACAUUUUUCUUCAUUAAGCUGGAACUUGUCUGUGGCUGCGCAGUUCACUAGGGUAUCUACAGCCGUUUGGAUGUUACUGUUUUGAUUCCUUUCUACCGUCUCUGACGUCGUAGUAUCAUCGACAUAUUUCCACAAUUCUGUGUUGGGGAUGUCAAGCUCAUCAAUCAUCACAAUAAAUGGCCACGGACCCAGUUUUGUGCCUUGAGGGACCCCUGCUGGCACCAUGCCCCACUCGGAAAAGCAGUUCUGAACAAGUUUCACUCGCUGUUUCCUUGAAGCAAGGAAAUCCGUAAUCCAUGAGAUAACUGCAUCAGAGAUGUCGUAUGAGUGCAGUUUCCUGAUUUGUAUGUGUUGGUCAAUGAGAUCGAAUGCUUUCUUGAAAUCGAACAGAACAACAGUUACAGUGGCCCCGUUACCAUCUGUGGCGUUCGUCCAAGUAUGAACAUGCUAACAAAAGCUUGUGUAUAGUACUUGAGCCAGGAACAGUACCAAAUUGCAUUGGGUCGACCUUUGCUAGCAAAGCUGGUUUAACGUUUUAGUCGAGUACAAACUCCUCGGCCAAUUUAGAUAAGAUGGGUGUUUGAGAGAUUGCCUUCAGGUGCUUGUUGAUGUCAUAAACAGGUGUUGAUUUGGGGAUAGGUGUUAUGUCAGCCUGUUUCCAAGAAUUUGGAAACCGUGCCUCCGAAUACAAUGAAUUGAGAAUAUCAGUCACGACGGGAGCCAGAAUGUCAGCGUUCUCUUUUAACAGCCAUGCGGGCACGUUGUGUGGGCCUGAAGCUUUAUGAGGGUUGUGUAAUGCAAAUUUCUCAAACAAUAUUCGGUAACGGAGGGCGAGUUGUCAAUAUGGACAUCAGGGGGCCAAGAAGGAGCCAGGGGAGUAAACGAAUCCAUGGGUGCUAAAAAUGUAUUAUGAUGUUAGCAAGGUUUUUUGAAACUAGAAUUUCGUCCCACGUCGAUGUGUUUCAGGAACGAUGUUGGUUCUGUGCCAGUAGCUGACUGCAUUCUACAAAAUGACUUCACCUCUUUCCACCACCUACGAGGAUCACAGUCCCUUAGAUUUUCCACUUUAGACACGUAUUAUUUGGUCCGACAUGACUUACGCAAGCGAGUCACACGAUUUCUGAGGCGACGGAAGUUGAGCAAGAGCAACUUGACGCUUAUGUAUCAGGGAUUUGAGAUGAUCGUUUAUCCAUGGAGAUUCGUUGACAAUCACUUUUUUGGACUCUAAUGGAAGUAAAAUGUCCAUGCCUGUCUUAUCAUUUCUAAGGUCUUCGUUUUGUCCUCAUACGAGUCCGUAGGUUAAGGUCCCACGAGUCCGUAGGUUAAGGUCCGUUGGUUAAGGUCAACUUCGUCGAGGCAUUUACGCAUGGCUAGGCGCUUAGUCAUCCUUAGAUCUCUUGACUUAAGCAGUAGUUUACAACGCGGGUAGGCCAGUCUAGCAAGGGGUUGAUCCUCGACAGUAUCAUGAUCAGACAUCCCAAAUGGUGGCAACUUUGAUACGUCAUAAAAUGCACUGAGAUUUGUGUAAACAAGGUCCAACUUGCUUUGUCCCCAGGUCGGAAACUGGACAAUUUGUUUAAGUCCGUACGCAUUUCUAUACGGGAGACAUUCAACUUGUUGAAGUCUCCAAGUAAGACCACGCCACAGUCAGGAAAGCGACCUUCGAUCUUAGAUAGUGACUCGUACAGAUAAUUUUGGAUCAAAGAAUCGUUAGCGCUUGGUAGGUGAUAAACAGUUCCAAUAACAAUGGAUGGUAUUCCCCUGGGGAGGCGAUCAGUGCGGAUUUUAACCCACAAAACUUCAAAGUUCUAGUCCAUAAGAUCGAAUAAAACAUGUAUCGCACAGAAUCUCGAACAUUCAUACAAACACCUCCGUGACUUAUUACUUUCCUGCCCAGCCGCACAAUGUUAUAGCCAGCAAUACCUACUACAUGGCUAUCAAUAUUAUCUUUUAACCAAGUUUCAGUGAUGCAAACAAAGUCUAGAUAUGCAUGGCUAACAGUUGCACGAAGCUCAUCUAUCUUCGGCGAAAGAGACAUUACAUUCGAAAGCAAAAACGUUGGUACACACAAGGUUGAGGGCCUCGGUUUUAGGUGUAGAUUCUAUUAUAUUUACAGGGACUAAGACCCUUUGGCGACAAUCAAAGUUAUUUGCGGGUUUUGUCUUUUUCUUUGAACUUGAAUUUGGUAUGCAAAUUCUGCGAAUGACUUGAAUGUUUAACGUGCCAUUGUGUUGUGAAUUGACUGCCUCCCCAGCUCUGCAACCGCGAAAAUCUUUCAGAAUAGCCUACCGUAAUCUUCGAAACAAUCGAAACUAGAAACAAUCGAAACUAGAAAUUCGACGAAAGUUUUUACCCAUGUUGGUGCGAACUGGUGGAAUGAGAUACCAUCUUGCAUACGAGAAUUGCCAAAAAAAGCAUUUAAGAAAAAGAUACGUAGUAUCCUUUUGGACAUUCUACAGAAUGAAAAUAUUUAGCCCGAUAUAAAGUCGCUUUAAAGAUCUAAAAUUUAAAAAAGAUCAUGCAUGCAAUGAAGCCUCAAAUUGAAGCACUAACUCCAACUUUUUUCCCAUUUCUUGAUAGAUAUUGUUUCUCUCCUUUCUAAAAACGUUUUUAUUAGAUGUAGCUAAUUUGAAAAUCAUUUCAUAUUAUAUGCAUUCUUUGCUGAAUAAUUAAUAACGUAUUUGUAAAUAUUAUAUUUAUUUACUUUUUGCGUGUACCAUAGACAAGUACGCCUCGACUAUAGCUUUGUACUGUAGCUAUUGGCGGCCUUGUCUCAUUAAUGUCUAAUGUCUGUACUGAUUAUUAUAUUUUUAAUAAGAUUGAAAAAAAAAGUUCUCAAUUAAGCGGCUACAUGAGAAAUACACAAACUACACCGGCGGGUUAAAUUUUAACCCAGGGCAAGAAAUAGUUCAGCAUUGAACAACCAGCCCCAAAAGUUGAACAAUAUUCACUCAAAUUUCAAUUAUUUUUUUAAAUUUAGCCUGCGAGUCAAGGGGAACAAGAAACAGAUAACAGGAACACCUGGGCACCAGAAAGACUUCUCUAUGAACAUCGUCUGUUUACAGUAUUUCAAUCUGUCAAAUUCAGAGGGUAUUACUUAUCUUGUGAUGGCAGUGGAACGGCAGUGUUGCAGCAAAUCGUCAAUAAAGCUUAUCGCCAACCAAAUCAACUAUUCCUUACCAUUGACCCGGGUAAGUGUAUGUUUGCGACCUGCGGAUCAGUCCUCGUUGGACAGUGCAAAGACGUACUAGGCAUGGAAACACUGAUAGAAGUCGCUUCCUCUCCUGUUGAUUCCUACAAAGUACCUACUUGGGAGAACGGAUGAGCGCAUGUCCACUGCUAAUAAACGAUCAGCAGGCGGAAUAACAUCCCUGAAUGAGCGGCGCACGAACACAUGUUUUAUUUUAUAUGAAUUAUCAACUCAUAUUUAAAUUGGUUUAAACACAAUAAUAAAAACGAAAUUAAUGGAAAAUCCAUUCUUAUUCUGUUAGCAGGUUCCAGCCAAUAUUUAGUCAUUGUUGGAAUAGCAGUUACGCAUGCCGAGAUAAAGUUACAAAACUACAGUACCAGUAAGAAAGAUGUUAUAAGUCCGUAGACAUGCAAAAUUAAGUAAACAUAAUAAGUCAUGAUAAAUCUCGAUCGUGAUUAAGUAAUUAUAUGAAGACUUUGUUGGCAUUUCACUUGAUUUAAUAAUAGUUGAAUGGCCUUGUAGAUGGAAAAUAUCGAGUCAACAUUUGUGUUCUAUUUAAAACACGUAUAGGAGUGUUUUGUCAUAUUUAAAAUGCGAGUGCGGAGCACGAGCAUUUUAGAUAUUAUAAAACACGACUACAAGCUAGUGUCUGAAUAGCUUCAGACGCGUCUAGAAUAGAUGCCACCUCAUUAGUAUUCUUUAAAGAAUACUAAUUAGGAUAGAUAAAUAAUACUAACCAUGAACAGUUGCCCGAGAUCGUAGGGCUACAGGUUCAAUUCCUGCCAAGGACCUACAGAUGCAUUUUUCGCAACUGCUCCUAGUUAGGUCUAAUUAAAUCAGCAUGAGCUCCACUUUCAAAUUUACUAUAUGAAUAAAUUGCCAAACACGUACGAAAUUAUCAAUGCAAUAUACAAUUUCGCGCAAUAAUUUAUUCGGAUAGAUGAACCUAUAACCCUAAAAUAACCCCACCUCUAACUCCUAACCCUAAUAUAAUAUGAAUUUAAACCUAAUCUAAACUUAAUCUGACACUAAUCUAAACUUGAUGACGUUUCUUUAAAUAAUUUUUGGUGUGUUUAUGUAUUGUAGCAAUGGCAACUUGAUAGAGUCAUAGAUUAAGUAAGAAUAUACUUCAUCCGUGAUAGAGUGCAGCCAUGCCAUCCAUUGCUGGCUAAUUUCAAAUUUUCAACUAAAAUAUAAUUUUCAGGUGUUAAGGAAUAAAACCAGGGGCCGGUUGUACGAAGGCUGGAUAGCACUAUCCACCGAAUAGUGAUUUUUUCAACCUUUGAAAAAAUGCUUGAAAAACAGUGAAACUACGGAUAUAGACGACAUAAGAAGUAGUAAAAAAACAUAUAACUUAUAAAUACUAAACUUUAAUACGAGUUACACCAAUCAACGACUGAUUUAACAAAGCUUGAAAAAAUCACUAUCCAGUAGAUAGCACUAUCCGGCCUUCGUACAACCCACCCCAGAAGAAUAUUAAUUAUUUACAUCGUUUUGCAUCAUACACUGUUCAACUAACUUCAUUAAGCAGCGAGAACCAAUUUGCACAGUAACAAAGUGCGUCGGCCGUAAAAAUCAAUGUGGUUUCAAUCAGGUUCCGAAGUCCGAACUGGCAGACCCCAAUUGCUUUUUGAAUGUGCAGUUAUAAGUAAACAUUUACUAGAACUUUGUGCUUUCUUACUUCAUCAGGAAAUGCAAUAAGAGGAGUUAGUUUUGGUGCUGGCAAUGCUGUUGGUAGAAGAAAACGUGAAAUAUCGUUGCAAGAAGACGCUAUUCCUGGAAGAUUUAAAAUCCGCCGUGUACCAGCUCCUAAACGUAAAUCUUGGCUAGCUCGUAAACAAAGACCAGAUAAGUUUACCCAAUCUAGACCUUAUGUUACGACAACUAAGAAACCGCCAAUUACCAAAAUUCAACCCAAAUACAGUUCUGUCGUAACAAACUUUAAUCUUCCACUUAAAAUAACCUUCGUCCUUUGCUUCUGGAUAAAAACGGAAACCAGAUUUGCACAACUUAUUUCGGUAACUGAGAAACUACCUGACAACAAACCAGACGUGUCUGUUAAAUAUGUCCGUUGGCUUAGAUACUAUCCUUCCUUGAAGCAGCCCAAGCAGAAUACGAACGACAAACAGAAAAAUAUUAUAAACGUCAGCAUUGUCCAGAGAAUGCUGACGCUUGAACUUGGGUACAAACGAACAAAACGGUUAGUAUACUGUAUUGAUACAGGUUACAAAGUUUGUUUCCAAUCUGUUGAGAAAAUGAACCACUAA